AUGGAAAAUGGAAAUGAUCUUGAUCGCCCUCCUCCUCUGCUCUCGUAACUGUAUGUCUCUCUCGCCUUUCAGAUUUCUUCUCUGAACUCUGUAAAACAGAUAUAGAGGGGAGAAGGAAAAAAAAAAAAUUAGAAAAACGAAUGACUUCUUCAGAUUUAUCCGGUAAUAUUUAGCUGUACUUGAAUUUGUGCUUCAGAAAUCAGAUUAGGUACAGUGUAUAGUUUUCAUCUCCAAUUUUUGUAUAUAUAUAUAUAGAUAUAUGUAUACACGCUUGGAUUGCUCUCAAGAUAGCUGUACAGACGGUCUCAAUUAGAGUUUUCAUCUUUUUUCGGGGGGUGUGUCUUUGUUGGGUAUUUUUUUUCUUCAUCAGCUCAUGUCUGAAACUGUAGGUUCACUUCUGGAACUGUGGUCAGGAGAUUAACGAGCUCUGAUUUUGUGAGCUUGAGGUUGAAUUUUGAUUGAACGAAUUUCUUGUGAUUCUAUUGAGAAGUUAUAUAAUUAAGAGUGGUUAGAAGUGGGUAAUUUAGGGAUGGUUUCUGGGAAUGACCCUGUGGAGCCCUUCUUUAAUUCAAUUAAACUUGUUAAGGAUGCCCUUUUGCCGCUUGAAUCUGGAAUAAGGAAGGCAGCCAAAGAGAUUGAGUUUUGUUGGCCUGGACGGGAGAAUGGGACUGAUAAUAAUAGCCUUGAAGUGUUUGCAAAACAGUCCACUUGCAGCGGUGCCGAGAAUGGGAGUAAGGUUCAGAUGUGUUCUGUGGAGAAAAAGAGUUAUCACACUGUCGCUAGUGAUGAGAAAAAAAAGGGUUUCGGUUUCCUGACAAGGGUUUCUAUUAAGGCUCCCUUGGGAAUUUUUUCACCAAAUUGUGGAAGUAAUGGGCAAAAGAUUGACACACCCAACAGAGGGUUGAAAGAGGAUGUUGGCAAUGCAGAUGGAACUUGCCCCAGUUGCUUGGAAUUUGCAGUCUCAUGGUUGUUGCUGUUUAAUGGCUUUGUUCAGGCUUUUCCGAGUCCUUUCAGAGCUAGUAAAAAGCGGCUUCACGCAAUUGGUGAAGAGGUCAAAGUUUUUUCUUGUUCAUGUCCAUACAUGGCUGAACAGAGUAUUUCAUGUGAAGUAAAGCAGAAGGAAUCAAAGGGGCAGCUUGUUGCUACAUUACAGACUGAGGAUUUAAAACAUAAAAGACAUAAUUUGUCAAUUCAUUACUUUAUUGGAUUUGUGUUUGACCAAUUGGCUCAAAAUCUUCAGAAAUUUGAUUCGGGUAAUAGGGAAAGUGAGUCUGGAAACAAUGAUCCAUCUCCUUCUCCCCAUUCUAUCGAUCAGGGCAAUCAUUUGAGGAUACUCAUGAGUGUUUUGGCAGGUCAAAAGGCUGAUGUGAAUGAAUUUCUGGUAAAUUUGAGGUUUGCCAAAGUGGGAGGUGUUCCAUCAAAUAUGGUGGGAGUUACUCCUGUCAAAGAAGAGAGUGACGAUAGUGUUAGUGCUAGUGAGAGAGAAGAAACUGGUAGUUCUCCUCAGAACCUGGCCAGUGGAUUACUUAGUAUUCCUUUGUCAAAUAUUGAGCGAUUAAGAUCCACACUAUCAACUGUUUCAUUGACAGAACUGAUUGAACUUGUGCCGCAGUUAGGGCGAUCUUCAACAGAGUAUCCUGACAAGAAGAAGCUAUUCUCUGUUCAGGAUUUCUUCAGAUACACAGAAUCAGAAGGAAGGAGGUUCUUUGAGGAGCUGGAUAGAGAUGGCGAUGGCCAAGUUACAAUGGAGGAUCUUGAAGUUGCUAUGAGAAAAAGAAAACUGCCUUGGAGAUAUGCACGUGAAUUUAUGCACCGUACAAGAAGUAAUUUAUUUUCAAAAUCUUUUGGUUGGAAACAAUUCUUAUCAUUGAUGGAACAAAAAGAACCAACGAUUUUGCGGGCUUAUAUGACUCUCUGUUUGAGUAAGUCUGGAACACUACAAAGGAGUGAAAUCUUGGCGUCAUUGAAUGAUGCUGGGCUUCCAGCAAAUGAGGACAAUGCUGUUGCCAUGAUGAGGUUUCUAAAUUCAGACACAGAAGAAUCUAUUUCUUAUGGACAUUUUCGGAAUUUUAUGCUUCUACUUCCAUCUGAUAGGCUUCAAGAAGAUCCCCGGAGCAUCUGGUUUGAAGCUGCUACUGUUGUUGCUGUUGCACCACCUGUGGAAUUACCUGCUAGCAGUGUUCUUAAAUCUGCUUUGGCAGGGGGUCUGUCUUGUGCACUGUCUUGUUCUUUGAUGCACCCUGUUGAUACAAUAAAGACCCAAGUACAAGCAUCAAUGCUUACAUUUCCUGACGUUAUAUCAAAGCUUCCACAAAUUGGAAUCCGAGGGUUAUACAGAGGAUCCAUCCCUGCAAUUCUUGGACAGUUUUCGAGCCAUGGGUUGCGAACUGGAAUAUUUGAAGCAAGUAAGCUAGUUUUACUAAAUGUUGCCCCAACACUUCCUGACUUACAGGUGCAAUCUGUGGCAUCAUUCUGUAGCACUUUCCUGGGAACAGCAGUGCGGAUACCAUGUGAGGUACUGAAACAAAGACUGCAGGCUGGCAUUUUUGACAAUGUUGGGGAAGCAAUUGUUUGUACUUGGAAUCAAGAUGGUCUCAAGGGUUUUUUUCGUGGGACUGGUGCCACACUAUUCCGUGAGGUUCCCUUCUAUGUUGCUGGCAUGGGGCUUUAUGCUGAAUCCAAAAAGGCCGCCCAGCAUCUUUUAGAACGGGAUCUGGAGCCCUGGGAGACUAUUGCUGUUGGGGCGUUGUCCGGUGGGCUAGCUGCCGUUGUGACAACACCUUUCGAUGUCAUGAAGACUAGAAUGAUGACCGCUCCAGGGGGACGCCAUGUGUCGAUGUCAUUUGUGGCUUUAUCCAUUCUCCGCCAUGAAGGGGCUCUUGGAUUGUUCAAAGGAGCCGUACCCAGGUUCUUCUGGAUUGCUCCGCUUGGAGCCAUGAAUUUUGCUGGUUAUGAACUUGCUAAGAAAGCCAUGGUGAGGAAGGAAGACCAAACUGCUGACUAAAAGUAGGCCACUUCCCACCUGGGUAAUCAUCAAAUGUUGCCAAUUUUUCCAAAAGUUCUGUUGGAUGCUCUGCAUAUUCGCUAUAAGAUUCAUUUGUUGACAUCUCUCAUAUCUGGUCACUUUUUCUUUUACAUGUUUUGAUCUGUGAAUUGCCUGUGAUGGCAUGCAUACAAGUUCUUUUGUUCCUUCUUUUCUUUUUCGGUGUAAUUUUGUAUGUUGAUGUAACAGUUAAGAAAUUUAUAUUUUUCCUUUUCAUGGCAUGAACAUUCUAUUUCCUUCU
This is a messenger RNA of Diospyros lotus (date-plum), 3284 nucleotides long. RefSeq lists its product as uncharacterized. Gene Ontology annotation, biological process: transmembrane transport. Bases 530 to 3004 code for a protein of 824 amino acids. The record is from RefSeq and is a predicted model, not a curated record. Gene Ontology annotation, cellular component: mitochondrial inner membrane. Lineage: Eukaryota; Viridiplantae; Streptophyta; Magnoliopsida; Ericales; Ebenaceae. The transcript has 7 exons. Gene Ontology annotation, molecular function: S-adenosyl-L-methionine transmembrane transporter activity; calcium ion binding.